AAAAAAAUAAACGUAUUAAUUAUUCACGAGUAGGCGUGUCUCCCACAGGGCCCUUAUUUUCCUCAUUCAAAAAGUGCAUGUGAACUACGCUGGGCAGACGCAGGCUGGAGGAGUACAUGGCGGCGACAGAGAGCAGCUUAAGCCCGGCGGUGGAGUCGGUUGUGCCGGCUUGUAUGUUCGCACCUGACCCGGGCUGCGCGGAGGAUUCGCCCGGCGCUGAGCGCAGCGACGCCGGCGACAACCAGAACGGGGAAGCCGAGGACCAUUUAGACCUCACCAGCAAGUUUGCACUGGUCAGCCCUACAGGAGAGCAGUAUGAGUGUUUACAAAAGCAGCUGCGAGAGCGAAUAGAGGAAGGAUGCGGAGAAACCAUCUAUGUGGUCGGAAUGGGAACAGAUGGGGGUGAUUAUGGUCUGGAUGAGCGGGAUAUGGAAGCAUCUGUCGCUACGGUGCAGUCAAUUUGUGAACAGGUUGAUGCGGACUUGAUUCUGCUGAGAGAGAGGACAGAAACAGCAGGACAUGUCCGGGAUUAUCUCAUCCGUCGUCGAGUGGGAGAGGCAGACUUCCUGGAAGUCAGGGUGGCGGUCGUAGGUAAUGUAGACGCUGGUAAAAGCACACUUUUGGGUGUGCUAACCCAUGGUGAACUUGACAACGGCCGUGGAUUCGCCCGCCAGAAGCUAUUCCGACACAAACACGAGAUGGAGAGCGGCCGGACGAGUAGCGUCGGUAAUGACAUCCUGGGCUUCGACCAGGAGGGGCAGGUGGUCAACAAACCGGACAGCCAUGGAGGCAGCCUGGACUGGACCAAAAUCUGCGAGAGGUCAUCGAAGGUCAUCACUUUCAUUGACUUGGCGGGCCACGAGAAGUACCUGAAGACCACCGUAUUUGGCAUGACUGGCCAUCUGCCGGAUUUCUGCAUGCUAAUGGUGGGAAGUAAUGCAGGAAUCAUUGGCAUGACUAAAGAGCACCUCGGUCUCGCUCUGGCGCUCAACGUUCCUGUUUUCGUAGUUGUAACAAAGAUAGACAUGUGUCCCGCUAACAUCUUACAAGAGACGCUAAAGUUAUUACAAAGGUUACUCAAGUCUCCAGGAUGCAGAAAAAUACCAGUUUUGGUGCAAAACAAGGAUGAUGUCAUUGUUACAGCCUCAAACUUCAGCUCAGAAAGGAUGUGUCCGAUUUUCCAGAUCUCAAAUGUGACGGGAGAAAACAUGGACUUGUUGAAAAUGUUCCUGAACUUGCUGUCUCCCAGAACGACGUACAAGGACGACGAGCCGCCAGAGUUUCAGAUUGACGACACAUAUUCAGUGCCGGGUGUAGGUACUGUAGUAUCAGGGACUACUUUACGUGGAUUAAUACGGCUGAAUGACACGCUGCUCCUCGGUCCGGAUCCUCUGGGCGUCUUCAUCCCCAUCGUCGUCAAAUCCAUCCACCGCAAGCGCAUGCCUGUUAAAGAAGUGCAUGGGGGCCAGACUGCCUCAUUCGCUCUGAAGAAGAUCAAGCGUUCGUCGAUCAGGAAGGGGAUGGUGAUGGUGUCGCCCCGCCUCAACCCACAGGCAUGCUGGGAGUUUGAGGCAGAGAUUCUCGUACUGCACCAUCCAACGACGAUAUCGCCGAGAUACCAAGCUAUGGUUCACUGUGGCAGUAUCAGACAGACGGCCACUAUCAUCGGUAUGAACAAAGACUGUUUACGGACGGGGGACAAAGCCACCGUGCUCUUCCGCUUCAUCAAGACCCCCGAGUACUUCCACCCGGACCAGAGACUCGUCUUCAGAGAGGGCAGGACCAAGGCCGUGGGCACCAUCACUAAGCUGCUACAGAGCAAGCCUCAGGCCAAGAUGCAGUCUACCAAGAAAACCUCGUCACAGGUGGAAGGCUCUUCAUCAGCCUGCGAGGAAAGCUCACCGAUGGGAGGAAGCCCUCAGAUGGGACAGCUGUUGAAGUCUGGUGGAAGUGGUCGACGGCGUGGUGGCCAGCGGCACAAAGGCAGAUCAGCUCUGAGCAGCACUGGAACAACUACUUCAGCAGCUGGAGUGAGCAACAACUGAGCCUCCUCCAGCUCUCUCUCUCUCUCUCUCUCUCUCUCUCUCUCUCACCCAUCUACUGGUCAACUGACUUUAACGUUUCGAGUGAACACCAGAGGGCAGUAAAGCCUUUUUUCUCUUUCACCCUGCCCUUUUUUUCUUUCACUAAACCGGACUCAACUAUUUCUCCCUAAUUAGAAACAUUCAUCUCCACUGACACAAUCGUGCCAAAACCCUGACUGACAAGCAGCUGUUGUGUUCCUCGUCCACCCGCUUGUUUUUUUUGUUUUUUUUCUCACCCUUAUCAAACCCUUUUACUUAAUAUUUUAGAGUCUUAACAUCUUGUAAUAAACACCCCAAAAUCCUGGAUUUUGUAGCCGGAAUGUUUCCCCGAGGACCCAAUUAAGCAGCCCACGACUGAAUCCUUGUUUGUGUUCAGCGAUUUAGCUAUUUUCCAUGUCAUUUUCCUCCUUCAAUUGAAUUUGGCAAAUGCUAACGCAGAUGAAAGGGGAGAAAUCUGUUCUGCUUGUCAAUCUCUCAUGCCCCCUCAUCCUCUUCUGAUUUUAAUGAGCGUCGUAGCUGGUGAGAUGCGCAAAAUCAUGGCCAGAUAAAACCGCUCUCUCUUGGGGCGUCACAAAUUAGGUGGCUUUCUGUUCUCCCGUGUUGCUUUUCAUUGUGUGACCUGGCAUUACUUACAAAAGGUCUCACCUUUUCAAUGGAGAAGGGUUUUUUUUGGCUAAAAACGGGAAGCUAUCUGAGAUGACGUGGCAUUUCGUUCAGAAUUCUGUUGUGACUUUCUCAUUAAACCUUAUUUUCUGUCUAUUCUUAUUUAUUCUAGACUAUUUUCAUGGUAUUGAGAGUAGACCUUGAAUAAAUUCUAACUAAAUUACUAAUUUACCCAAAAAUGAAAAUUCGGUCGUCAUUUGUUCACCGUCAUAAUGUUCUACACUAUUAUGAUUAAUUAAUUUAUAAAUUUUUUUGUGGAGGAGUUGCUCUUUUCUGUGAAAUUACAAUAAAAAGACUUAUUAUCAAUUUGCAUCACAAAAGUGGUUUAUAAAUCUGAAAGCUCAUUUCCAGCACAGGGUAAUGUAUGUAUGUAUGUAUAUAUAUAUAUAUAUAUAUAUAUAUAUAUAUAUAUAUAAUAACGGUACUUGCAACUUUUUAUCUCACUAUUGGAAUUGUGAGAAGAAAAAAACAGAAUUCUCUGAAAUCUGAAUUUACAUAUCGCAAUUCUAAUUGUUUGUUUCACCAUGAAAUAGAAAAAUAAAUAAAAAAUUACUGUGACUUUUUUAAUAAGUCUGCCUUUUUUGUUAUACUCAAUUUUUAUUAGAAGUGCGAGGGGGGGAAAAAAACCCUGAAUUGUCAGAUUUGUGAGAUAUAAACUCGGAAUUCUGAAGGGGGAAAAAAAUCUGGAUUGCGAUAUGUAAAGAGUUUACAUUUUGAAAUGUUGAAAAUUUUUCUCUCAAUUAACAUCAUGUAAUUCUGACUUUUUUCUCUGAAUUCUGAGUUUACAUAUCGCAAUUCUAAUUUUUUUGUUCCACAAUAAAAUAAACGCACACUAUAAAAAAAGACUUCUAUGACUUUUUAUCUCACAAGUCUGCCUUUUUUGCUAUUCUGAAUUUAUAAUAUAAAUGCGAGGAAUAAAAUAAUAAUAAAAAAAAACACUGAAUUGUCAGAUUUGAGAUAUAUAGAUUCAGAAUUCUGAGAAAGUCUAAAUUACCACAUAUAUAAACUGAGUUCAGAUUUUGCCAAAUUUUUAUUGUUUUCUCAGAAAUCUGAAUUUACAUCACGCAUUUCUGACUUUUUUCUCCGAAUUUGUAUUGCAAUUUCUCAGAGUUUGUAUAUUGCAAUUCUGUUUUGGGUUUCCACCAUGCAAUAAAACAGUUGUGAGUUAUAAACUUGCAAUUGCAGAUGAACUUCUCGCAAUUCAAAUUAGUUUCUUACCAGAUGACUUCAAAAGACUAAGGAUUUAUCUAUAAAUGUCACAUGGACCACAUUUAUGGCGCUUUUGAAUCUUGAAAGCUUCAGUUCCCAGUGUAAUUGUGAAAAGAGCAACUGUUGCACAAAGGAAAGAAUGUCAUAGUUGUGUGAAAAGACAUUAGGGUGAGGAAAUAAAAGAAUUUUCAUUUUUCGGGUGAACUAUUCAUUUAAAUAUGAACCAGAAUUGAAGUUAUUCUUCUGUGAAUCUAAUAUACAUUUACAUAUCUGUGUGAUCCCUGCUUGGGAUUGCAUUCGAUUUGAAAUUCGUCAGGGAAAACUGUGGUGGAAUGUCGUAAAGGUCUUGAAGUUCCCUGUUAAAAAGAAAGCAAGUUCAACAGUUAGCCAUUUAGUGGGGAUUUUAAAGUCCAUUAUAUUCUGUAAUACAAAUUCUGACCAACGGAGUUCAACAUGAGAAACACCAAAUCUUGUCUACCAAGAUGUGGUUUCAUAAUUACAAUUUUAAAACAAAAGAAAAACUCCGUGCCCACACAGUCGCUUUCAUUUACAUAGUUUACAUGAUCCCAAUGUGCGGUAUUCACACAAGGCAUUGUUCAAGGCAGUUCUGGUUCUUGUUCUUGGAUUUGAUCUGCUGUUCUUGUCUUUUGAAUCAAUAAAGGUGAACCACAGGGUCUGUACUAUCAGGGAAAUCUUUAGACAUUGAUUUUAGUUUUAUCUGAGGCAGCCAAGUAGAUUCGAACCUCUUUAAAAAAAAACAUUUUUACACACGUGAUCACUAAGUUCAACUGGAAUGGCUUAAGACCACAUAUAAACCCUUGAGUUAUACAAAAAACAGAUUUAAUACUUUUUUUUUUUUAAUCUUCAGGAACCUGAAGAAUAAUAUAUAUAUUUUUUUUAUUAGUAUUUUACUUAUUUAUA
This is a messenger RNA of Carassius gibelio (silver crucian carp), 4877 nucleotides long. RefSeq names its product GTP binding protein 1, like (gene gtpbp1l). The transcript has 12 exons. Bases 117 to 2045 code for a protein of 642 amino acids. NCBI's taxonomy places the organism in Eukaryota, Metazoa, Chordata, Actinopteri, Cypriniformes, Cyprinidae. The record is from RefSeq and is a predicted model, not a curated record. Gene Ontology annotation, molecular function: translation elongation factor activity; GTPase activity; GTP binding. Gene Ontology annotation, biological process: translational elongation.